Molecule: messenger RNA, 1112 nt
Organism: Hippocampus zosterae (dwarf seahorse)
Lineage: Eukaryota; Metazoa; Chordata; Actinopteri; Syngnathiformes; Syngnathidae
Gene: cibar1
Product: CBY1 interacting BAR domain containing 1
Exons: 10
Coding region: 21-905 (294 amino acids)
Biological process (GO): cilium assembly
Cellular component (GO): ciliary transition zone; ciliary basal body
Source: RefSeq, a predicted model, not a curated record
UUACUUUUUCCUCGGCAGAGAUGAGUCGAACUCCGGAUGCGCGAGCAAGGGACAACCAGACCAAGAGGAUCCAGGAGAACAUCAGCAACGUGGAGAAGCAUUUCGACGAGAUGUGUCAAAUGUUUGCCGCCUACGGCCGCAAAGCCGCCAGGCUUCGCGACAAGGCUGAUGUCCUCGUGCGGGAGGUGGCCGACUACGCAGACACCGAGACCCCCGGCCUCAAGAAAGGCAUGAAGCGGUUCGCCGAACACCUGGCCCAGAUUCAGGACUACCGGCAAGCCGAGGUGGAGCGACUGGAGGCCAAGGUGAUUGAGCCGCUGAAAGGUUACGGCGCGGUGGUGCGACGCAAACGGGAGGACGUCAAGGCGGCCCAGAGCGCCAGGUCGCGUGAGUCCAAGCAGAUGCUGCAACUGGAGCGCACUCGCCAACGAAACCCGUCCGACCGACAAGUCAUUUCUCAGGCCGAGAGCGAGUUGCAGCGGGCCACCAUGGACGCGGCGCGCACCACGCGCCAGCUGGAGGAGACCAUCGAUGACUUUGAGAGGCAGAAGAUGCGAGACAUCAAGAGAAUCCUGUGCGACUUUGCCAGCCUGGAGAUGUGCUUCCACGCCAAGGCCUUGGAGCUGUACACGCUGGCCUACCAGAGCAUCAGCAGCGUCGACGAGGACAACGACCUGGAGGUGUUCAGGAGCUCGCUUCACCCGCCCGACUACGCCGAGCGCUUGGAUGUGGUGCGUAGCAACUCUCUGGAUGGGACCGCAGCCUCCUUCCUGACGCCGGCGGGCACCUUCCAGCAACAGAGAGGCUCUGGGAGGCAAGCCGAAGACGAGGAAGAUGAGGAGGACGAGGAGGAGGAGGAGGAGGAAUCUGAAGAAGAAGAGGAGUCUGAUGAGGAGACGCGAUGAUGAUGAUGAUGAUGAUCCCCAAAUUGGAAAAUACUGUUGAGGGACACAUUUGGUUCAAUGAGUCUGUCAUUGAACCAAAUGUGCUAACUAACCAACAAACAUGCCGUCUUUGAUCCACUGGUGAAAAGGACACUUUGAUUCGCUCCUCUUUCAUUUAUAAUUGUUUCAAACAACAAAAUGUAUGCAGGCAAAGUGGUUAAGAUUGCU